Molecule: messenger RNA, 1068 nt
Organism: Topomyia yanbarensis
Lineage: Eukaryota; Metazoa; Arthropoda; Insecta; Diptera; Culicidae
Gene: nero
Product: deoxyhypusine hydroxylase
Exons: 2
Coding region: 108-1019 (303 amino acids)
Biological process (GO): peptidyl-hypusine biosynthetic process
Molecular function (GO): deoxyhypusine monooxygenase activity
Source: RefSeq, a predicted model, not a curated record
UGUUUACCUUUGGUUUGUCAGGAGUAAAACCAAGAACUGCAUGCACGGCAACGUGUUUGUGAUUCACAGCAUUUCCCACCUGUAAUUCACCGUAACAAUCUAUAAAAAUGGUAAAAAUUGAGGAAUCCAAAGUCAUCGAUAUCGGCCGGGUACUGAACGAUAAAAAACGACCACUGAAGGAACGGUUCCGUGCCCUAUUCAGCUUGAAGAACAUUGGCGGCACUAAAGCGCUGGAAUGUAUUGAAUCGUGCUUCGUUGAUGAUUCCGCUCUGCUUAAACAUGAACUGGCAUACUGUCUGGGCCAGAUGCAGGACCGGGCAGCGAUUCCGAUUCUUGUGAAAGUGUUGGAAGACGAGUCGCAAGAACCGAUGGUACGCCAUGAAGCUGCGGAAGCUCUGGGAGCAAUCGGAUCGAAAGAAGUUGAAGAAAUUCUGAUCAAGUUUUCGACAGACUCGGUAAUUGAAGUGGCAGAAACCUGCGAAAUUGCUCUUGGUAGAAUUCGGUGGCUUCAGAAUAAAGAAGCUGAUUUCGUAGAUAGCAAUCCUUACGCGUCGGUUGAUCCCACGCCUCCCGCCAACAAUACCAAUAUUGCCGAUCUUCAAAAGAUUCUACUAGACGAGGAAAAUUCGCUGUUCAAUCGAUAUCGGGCAAUGUUCAGUCUCCGCAAUUUGCAAACAAAGGAGUCCGUUCUUGCUCUUGCCACAGGAUUAAAAGGAAAGAGUGCCUUGUUUAGACACGAAGUAGCGUUCGUAUUGGGUCAACUGCAGGAAGAAUGCAGUGUCCCAUUUUUGGCGGAAAAUCUCCGCGACGAAGAGGAAAACGAAAUGGUGCGACAUGAAUGUGCCGAGGCGUUGGGAGCAAUUGCAACAGAAGAGUGUACAGAAAUUUUAAACCAAUAUCUAGACGACGAGAAAAGGGUCGUCAAAGAAAGCUGCGAGGUCGCAUUGGAUAUGUGUGAGUAUGAAAACAGUCCCGAGUUUCAAUACGCUGACACACUAGGCAAGGUUUCCUCCAAUUAGAUUUUUUCACGUGAUAUAUAAAUAUACGAUGUUACAGCUGAAGGGCAAA